Molecule: messenger RNA, 1137 nt
Organism: Hydractinia symbiolongicarpus
Lineage: Eukaryota; Metazoa; Cnidaria; Hydrozoa; Anthoathecata; Hydractiniidae
Product: tigger transposable element-derived protein 2-like
Exons: 1
Coding region: 757-1137 (126 amino acids)
Cellular component (GO): nucleus
Molecular function (GO): DNA binding
Source: RefSeq, a predicted model, not a curated record
ACCACUUGACAGCUGUUGUAAAUAUUUCUAGUUGAACUUGGUAGUAAUAAGUAUGAUUAUUUUUCAAAGUAUACCCAUUGUUUACAUCAUAUGUAAUAUAAAACUUUCCAGAAUAAAUUUCUUUUUUCAACGAUUUCUCUUUCAAACUAUAUGGACACUUUACUUCCAACACACCGAAACCACAACAGUCACAUGAUGUUGGGGCAUCAGGAGAGGAUCCAUACCAUUCCAGUGGCUUUCACAUGUUUGAUUGUUUGAACCCAGCCAUCAUGGAAAAAUUUGUAAGCCUCUAAAGCUUUGUAGUUUUCCAUUGCUUCGGGUGUGAAAAUUCCUACAAAUGGAAAGUCAACAUUACACUGGCUGUGUCAUGGAUGAGAUAGAACAAGGGGGGGGGGGAGAUCAUUCAGGGUCAUAUGUAUAUACAGUCGACGCUCAUUAUCUCGAACCUCCGUUAUCUCGAACUUUCUCUAUCUCGAACUUUUUCUUCGGUCCCUUGAGUUCUGUAAGCAACAGUAGGCAAAAAAACGUUCGGUAUCUCGAACCUCCGUUAUCUCGAACUUUCACUAUCUCGAACUUUUUUCUCAGUCCCUUGGACUGAUUUACGCUCGUUAUCUCGAACUCUUGAAGAGGAAUUUUGAAAAAAGAAGACCUUGCACUGCUUGUUUUAAAGUCACAAAAUGUUGCAAUAAAAAGAAGACAUUCCAUUGUAAAACAGGUAGAUUUUGCAAUGUUUUUUUCGUGAUUUCCUUUGUCAGAAUGCCACCGAAAAAAAAGCUCGUUGUAAAAACUUUGGCAGAAAAAUGCCAAGCAUUAAAAGAAUUGGAAAAAGGUAUUCCAAAUAAAGAUAUCGCUAAAAAGUACGGGGUGCCUAAAAACACAAUAUUAACUUGGCUAGCCAAUAAGGAAAAACUUUUUUCUGCUCUCGAAAAAUCUUCGAGCAAGAAAAGAAAGAUCAGAGAUGGUAAAUUCUCAGAAAUAGAUUUUGUCGUGUUCAAAUGGUUUGUUUCACAACGAAGCAAAAACAUACCAAUCGAUGGGACAAUACUAAAGAAGAAAGCUAAAAGCUAUGCACAGGAGCUUGGAGUAGAAGAUUUCAAAGCUUCAGACGGUUGGCUUGGUAAAUGGAAAAAAAGGUAA